AUGAAAUACCUACUUCUGUACCUAGUGUUAGUCUCGUUGCUUGUGUGGUGUUAUUGUAACCCGUGUACUGAAUUCGAGAGUGUGGAUAUAACAACGGGUGUGGUUCACGCGAAUGGCUCUAUCACACACGACAAUGUGGAGUAUGGUCCAGGCCGAUGGUAUAAGGGGGAGCUUGAAAACGGCGCGACGGUCACAUACGGAUGUCCUUGUAUAGAUCAUGUCUGCAUUAACAAAUGCUGCGGACGUACACAAGCUUUCCUAAAUCGGUCUUGUGAGAAUACCGACUCUGAUACCGUGAACCCUUUCAGUCCGACAGUUUAUAAAGGAAGAGUGCCGACGAAUGUGACAGCAUCGGAGCAUUUUUACUACUUUUACAGAAGACCGUGUAACGACAGCUAUGGAGUUGACCCGAGUUCGUCUACAGAAGAAUUAUUUAUUCAAGAAAAUGGAACCCUGUACGAGGUGGCCCAAGGCGGUUCGCAAUGGCACCCAUCAAGUCGGUAUUGCGUGGACAUGUCAAUAUACAACAAUUCGAUUGCGUCCUCCCUGGUGGCUGCCGUCUGCUACCCUGACAGCGUUAGCAGCGACGACAACUACACGCUAUACAUCGCGUAUGCUGUUGGUCUUCUCCUGUCCGUGCCUUUUCUCCUCGCUACGUUCCUGGUAUACGCCAUGAUCCCUGAGCUGAGGAACCUACACGGCAUGUGUCUGAUGGCGUAUUGCGCGGGAUUAAUCGUCGGCUACCCCUUCCUUUCGUACCUGAAGCUGCACGUUGGCAGAAUCGGAGCCAAUAUGACAGGAUGCAUUGUGUCUGCUUUUUUCGUGUACUACGCGUUUCAAACAACUUUCUUCUGGCUAAACGUAAUGUGCUUCGAUAUAUGGAGGACUUUCAGCGGUUAUCGUGGUGGUAGCAUGAACAAGCGCCGUGAAACGCGAAGGUUUGCUUUUUACGGCAUUUACGCUUGGGGGGUACCAGCUUUGCUAACAGCCUUCACCAUGAUAAUGCAGCUGAGCGAAAAUAUACCAAGUUAUCUAAUUACCCCGGGAUUCGGUCAAAGAAAAUGCUGGUUUGUUGAUUUCAAAAGUGAACUGCUGUAUUUCUACCCUUCAGUACUUACCUUAGUUGUUGUAAACGUAAUUCUUUUCUCCGUGACGGCGUAUCGUAUUAGAUCUAUCCGACAAGAAACGGCUAUUUUAAAGGGAUCUGAAUCUUCGAGGAGUGAUAAAUUGAAAAAAGAUAAGCAAAGGUAUUCUUUAUACUUGAAAUUGUUUGUCGUUAUGGGUGUGAAUUGGACAAUCGAGGUGAUAGGCUUCGCAGUCGGCGGAUCUAACUACUACUGGAUUCUGAUAGACAUAUCGAAUAUCGGACUUGGAGUCUUCAUAUUUUUAAUAUUCGUUUGGAAAAAGAAAGUCAGAAACCUAAUAAGGAAAAGAUUUCAACAAAUCCGAGGUCAACGUGUUUCUUCAGACGGACCAGGAAUAAAGUGGACCACCAGCUCUGCACCCACAGAGGACACUCGCGUAUCCGGCGACGAGUCCCUGAUAAGAUUAAAGGAAUUGCGUUAGUGGAGAAAGAGAUAGCAUGACACGUUCGAGCCAAAGAAUUCUCAUGACGCCUUGAAAUUAAAGGAUGUACCUAUAUAUCAUAAAAUAUUUAAUCGUUGACACGUACUAGAUGUAAGUAAACCGUUGCUGGAGGUAAGGAAGAGGAAUACAAGUACUGGUUAUUCUUAACACGAAAACAUAUUAUUAUGAUAAUCGUGAUACAAAUUAUUUUAAGAAGAAACGCGACUGCCAUUUUUUAAAUUCUAAAUCUAAAUCUAAAUCCAAAUAAAAUUUGCAAAUUCUAAAUUCAAAUUUGUUAUUCUAAUUUAAACAGAAGAAUAAGUUUUGAGGUCCUAAAGGUCCUAACGGUCCAAUCUUUUCCGCUGCAUAGUUAAAAAUUGGCUGACACCCGUGGGUCAAGUUCUUUUUUGAAGUACCUAUAAUUGUUUUUUGCGACACUAUUUUUGCCGGUGUCGUUUAUAAAAAUCUUCAAUAAAUAAAAUUUAUAAGUACAUACUAUGAAGAGAAAUGAGAUGAAGUUGAUUAAUUUGAGACUUGAACCCCAGAAGCUAAUCCAGCGGUUUUAUUUCAAUUUCUCACAUUUUUACACAUUCACAAAUGCUAAACAGUUAAUAUGCUAUCGUUAUUAAAUAUUUAAACCUAAAGGUACCUACACUAAAUUAAUAAAUAUAACUCACAACUUGCGUUCUCGCCAAAAAAGCGUUUCGUGCAACGCUGGGAUUCGCAAAGAUUAUUACAAAUAUAGAGGCCUUCUCUUGAUAUGUCCAGAUUCAUGAAAUAUGUACCUAUGGAUGUCGUAACAAAAGGAGAAGUUGGUUAUUUUAGUUACGUUUCGGCAAUGGUUUUCUCUCAACGCCAUUUUUGUUUAAAAGAGAUUAAAGAAACUUUGUUACCGUAGUUUUAAUUGUAGCAAGAAUAUAAUUAUGCCAUAUUUGAUUCUCGUAGCCAUUUUGCUAAUUUUGUUGAUGUUAACAUACUGUUAUGUACAUACCUACAUACUUUUCUUAGCAUUUCAUUUGAUCGUUGAAUGUAGAAAGUAAGUUAGCAUAAGUUAGUAAUUAACACAUUUAUUAAAUUUAUGAAAGGAAAUCUAUUUAUAUAAAAAUGAAUUGCUGUUCGUUAGUCUCGCUAAAACUCGAG
This is a messenger RNA of Bombyx mandarina (wild silkworm), 2706 nucleotides long. Its product is annotated as G protein-coupled receptor Mth2. Gene Ontology annotation, biological process: cell surface receptor signaling pathway; G protein-coupled receptor signaling pathway. Gene Ontology annotation, molecular function: G protein-coupled peptide receptor activity. The record is from RefSeq and is a predicted model, not a curated record. NCBI's taxonomy places the organism in Eukaryota, Metazoa, Arthropoda, Insecta, Lepidoptera, Bombycidae. Gene Ontology annotation, cellular component: plasma membrane.